AUGGGUACUGGUGAUAAUGUUCUGCGAUUGCAAGGACGAUUGUGUGUUCCUGAUGUUGAUGGUCUUCGACAAGAAUUAAUGAUGGAAGCUCAUAGUUCCAAGUAUUCAGUGAAUGCUGAACAUCAAAGGCUUGGAGGCCUGGCUCAUAAUAUAGAGAUUUCGCAGUGGAAGUGGGAGGAGAUCAACAUGGAUCUCGUUGAAAGUUUGGGAACUAGAGUGAAAUUGAGCACUGCCUUUCAUCCUCGAACUGAUGGGCAGGCAGAGAGAACUAUUCAAACGUUGGAAGAUAUGUUGAGGGCCUGUGUUAUAGAUUUUGGAGGAAAUUGGGAUGGACAUUUACCUCUGGUGGAAUUCGCGUACAACAACGUGGAGUUGUUGGGUCCGGAUUCAGUUCAUGAAGCAAUUGAGAAGGUUAAUCUUAUUGUGCAACGGCUCAAGACAGCUUACAGUUGA
Messenger RNA from Lycium ferocissimum, 453 nucleotides. RefSeq lists its product as uncharacterized. The transcript has 4 exons. The record is from RefSeq and is a predicted model, not a curated record. Gene Ontology annotation, molecular function: nucleic acid binding. Lineage: Eukaryota; Viridiplantae; Streptophyta; Magnoliopsida; Solanales; Solanaceae. Bases 1 to 453 code for a protein of 150 amino acids.